Molecule: messenger RNA, 3979 nt
Organism: Entelurus aequoreus (snake pipefish)
Lineage: Eukaryota; Metazoa; Chordata; Actinopteri; Syngnathiformes; Syngnathidae
Gene: hcn2b
Product: hyperpolarization activated cyclic nucleotide-gated potassium channel 2b
Exons: 9
Coding region: 34-3108 (1024 amino acids)
Biological process (GO): potassium ion transport; transmembrane transport
Cellular component (GO): membrane
Molecular function (GO): voltage-gated potassium channel activity
Source: RefSeq, a predicted model, not a curated record
AUAACUUUCUCCGACUUCCCCCGGACGUGUUUUAUGCCACUUCUUUUUCUGUCUCAUUUUGUCCACCACACUUUUAACGUUGUGCAUGAAUGCACAAAGGUGUUUUUGUUGGUGCGCGAUGGACGAGGAGGAGCCACAUUCCGGCAGCGGCAGGCGGGCGAGGAGUGCACCGAUGGCGGCAGAGGAGGCAGCAUCAGCACCAUGAAGAGAUGUGCGGCGGGAGGCGGGGCAGCCUCCUCCUUUACGCGCAAAAACUCCAACAACAACGAGCUCCUGCUCCUCCAGGACCACUGCUCGGAGUCCUUCAGCCUGCACUGGAAUGUUCCACCGGACGACGGCGGCGGCUGGGGCUCGGCCGCCGGCAUGAUGUGCAGCAAGAACGGAGAUUGCCGAAGAGAGCCGACCAGCUCCGGGAGCCUCUCGUCCCUCAUAUCCAGGCAGGAGAAGCGCGCCGAUGGCGGGGUAGAAGCCGCGGAGGACGCGCGCAUGGACGGCUCCGUGGUGUCGGCGGGGUCUCCGCCACACGGGGCCGAGGUCAGGAGCGCCUCGGCGGGCAUGGAGAAGAAGGACUCCCGGGUGUCUUUCUCCAAAGGACACACGCCGGGUCAGCGGUCCAGGAGCUCCAAGGCGGAGGACGGCUCGCAGAUAGUCGCGGAUGAUGGCGACUCCAGUCGGAGCCAAACUUACAUGCAGCGGCAAUUCACCGCCAUGUUGCAGCCCGGGGUCAACAAAUUCUCCCUGCGGAUGUUCGGCAGCCAGAAGGCGGUGGAGAAGGAGCAGGAACGGGUCAAGUCCGCGGGGAACUGGAUCAUCCAUCCGUACAGCGACUUCAGAUUCUACUGGGACUUUUCCAUGCUCAUGUUCAUGGUGGGCAACCUGAUCAUCAUCCCCGUGGGCAUCACCUUCUUCAAGGAGGAGACCACCACUCCAUGGAUCAUCUUCAACGUGGUGUCGGACACCUUUUUCCUCAUGGACCUGGUGCUCAACUUCAGGACCGGCAUCGUGUUCGAGGACAACACGGAGAUCAUCCUGGACCCCAAGAAGAUCAAGAAGAAGUACCUGCAGACCUGGUUCGUGGUGGACUUUGUGUCCUCCAUACCUGUGGAUUAUAUCUUCCUCAUCGUGGAGAAAGGCAUCGACUCGGAGAUGUACAAGACGGCCCGGGCGCUCCGCAUCGUGCGAUUCACUAAAAUCCUCAGCUUGCUGCGCCUGCUCAGGCUGUCCAGGCUUAUCCGCUACAUCCACCAGUGGGAGGAGAUCUUCCACAUGACCUAUGACCUGGCCAGCGCUGUGAUGCGAAUAUUCAACCUGAUCGGGAUGAUGCUACUGCUGUGUCACUGGGAUGGCUGUUUGCAGUUUUUGGUGCCAAUGCUGCAGGACUUCCCCUCGGACUGCUGGGUGUCCCUCAACAAGAUGGUGAACGACACCUGGAGUGAGCUCUACUCCUUCGCCCUCUUCAAGGCCAUGAGCCACAUGCUGUGCAUCGGCUAUGGACGACAAGCCCCUGAGAGCAUGUCUGACAUCUGGCUCACCAUGCUCAGUAUGAUCGUGGGGGCCACCUGCUACGCCAUGUUCAUCGGACACGCCACCGCGCUCAUUCAGUCUCUGGACUCGUCCAGGCGGCAGUACCAGGAGAAAUACAAACAAGUGGAGCAGUACAUGUCCUUCCACAAGCUGCCUGCAGACUUCCGCCAGAAGAUCCACGACUACUAUGAGCACAGAUACCAAGGCAAGAUGUUUGAUGAGGAGAGCAUCCUGGAGGAGCUUAAUGAGCCUCUGCGAGAGGAAAUUGUCAACUUCAACUGCCGCAAGCUGGUGGCGACCAUGCCGCUGUUCGCCAACGCCGACCCCAACUUUGUGACGGCCAUGCUGACCAAGCUGAGGUUUGAGGUCUUCCAGCCGAGCGACUACAUCGUGCGAGAGGGCACCAUUGGCAAGAAGAUGUACUUCAUCCAGCAUGGCGCGGUCACCGUGCUGACCAAAGGCAGCGUGGGCAUGAAGCUGAUUGACGGCUCCUACUUCGGAGAAAUCUGUCUGCUGACUCGAGGCCGACGGACGGCCAGCGUGCGGUCGGACACCUACUGCCGCCUGUACUCGCUCUCUGUGGACAAUUUCAAUGAGGUCCUGGAGGAGUAUCCCAUGAUGAGGCGGGCAUUCGAGACCGUCGCCAUUGACAGACUCGACAGGAUAGGUAAGAAGAACUCCAUCUUGAUACACAAAGUCCAACACGAUCUGAACUCGGGGGUGUUCAACAACCGCGAGAAUGAGAUGAUCCAGGAAAUCGUCAAAUACGAUCGAGAAAUGGUUCAGCAGGUGGAUUUACAGCAAUCUCAGCCACCGCUUUCCAUAACGCCUCCUCUCCAUGGCGGGGGUUUUUACCAUGUCGGGAUCCUCUUUGCAGCCCCAAAUUCUGCCACUCUGCAGCAAGCUGUAGCUAUGAACCUUUGUCCACCAGUGCAAGGGAAGUCUCCCAGGAUGGUGAGGCGAUUCCAGGUGAUGCAAAAUCUAUCGAGCCCAGCCUCGGCUUCUCCAUUGCAGUCUCAGCUCUUUAGUUCAGGUGUCUUUGCGCCAGGCCUAUCCAGCACUCCUGUCCAGAGCCCCCUUGCAGUUGGAGGUCGUUCCUUCCCUUACGGAUCCAGCUUCCAGGCUAGUCCCGCCACAGGCUCCCAGCUGUCUUUGGUCCAGCAAAACAUCCCAAGCCCUGCACAUAGACUGAGUACGCAUAAGAGCACCCAUUCCUUGCCGAUGGAGAGUCUCAGCCAGGACUCCAGGGCGCUGUCGGCCUCUCAACCCUCACUGCCACACGAAGGGAUGCACCCAGGAGCACCCAGCCCGCCACAGUCUACAAGAGUAUCUUCUACUUCCAUUGGACCAGCUCAGACUCCAUCAAGUCAUGCAGGCAUCCGCAGUGCAAUGCCCCACAGGAUUGUGCUGCCCCACCAGAUGUCUGUGGGAGCCUUCCCUGUGGCAUCCACACAGGGAUUUGGCAUUGGUGCAGGGUUUGCAUUACCUACUGGAGACUUAGUACUACCGAAAAAGAACUCCGUUGGGAGCCUUCCCGAGACAGAGCAGAUUAAAGUCCGAUCCAGGUUAUCCUCAAACUUGUAAGUCCGCUAAGGGCUUGACAUCAGGAACAAGAGCUGCUCCACCUCUUACAGAUUCUCCAGUUGGACAAGGUGAAUGUAUGAGCAAGAGAGUAGACUCAAAUGGCUUUUAAAAUACUAUGAAAUCAGCUGCAUUGAGUUGUUUCUACGUACAGAACCUUAGAAGCAUAUUAGCAUCUUUCCAAAUUUGCCUCCUUUAUAUAAGGUAGUUCACAAUGUAUGCCUAACUACUACACUUUGUUUGAUAGCGGUCUAGAGUAAUAGCAGGAAUUGGCCUCUGAUGUCUCUAGUUUUAAACUCAUUGUACCACCCGGAUUUGUCUCCUUAGCAUACCCUACAAAUACAGUAUACAUAGGUAGGUCCAUCCUCUACGUAAGUGCAAUGGCCAUCUAUAACAUCACCCAUUUUCAACCUAGAUUGAGUCUUGAUAAUACUAGUUAGAAAUGGUAUUUUUGUAACAUCGUUGGCUUAAUUUGCAGGACUUCUCCCUUCAAAAUUACAGUGGAACCUCAAAGUCAUACAUUUUACAAUCUGAAUACAUUUUCAAAUGUCUCACACAUCUUCAGAUUUUCAACCACUUCCGCUCAAGGGGUCUCCAACUUGUUGCUUGCUAACUAUACAUAGGUCGCUCACACUAAGAACCAUGUGUUAACAAACAUGUAAGUAUCAGUUUACAUGUUUGUUAACGCAUGGUUCGUUCUUAACCGUUUAUAUAUUUGGAUAGCUUAUUUUGUUGCACCUUGUGUAAGGUUGAUGUACAUAGGUCGCUCACACUGUCUGAGUAGCUUGCGAGAGCGUUCAAAAUGAUAUAAAAUGGUUCAACUGAACAGGCUAAGUCAACAUCUUACGCUUGGGAUCACUGAAUCUCACAUGAU